This is a messenger RNA of Ceratosolen solmsi marchali, 760 nucleotides long. It is a transcript of the gene Ykt6, whose product is annotated as YKT6 v-SNARE homolog. The record is from RefSeq and is a predicted model, not a curated record. Gene Ontology annotation, biological process: endoplasmic reticulum to Golgi vesicle-mediated transport. The transcript has 4 exons. The coding region runs from base 82 to 684 and encodes 200 amino acids. Gene Ontology annotation, cellular component: Golgi apparatus. Gene Ontology annotation, molecular function: SNAP receptor activity. NCBI's taxonomy places the organism in Eukaryota, Metazoa, Arthropoda, Insecta, Hymenoptera, Agaonidae.
GACGUGGACGGCAUUUUUAAUUACAUUGAGUUUUGUGAAUAUUGGAAAGUGCAGUAUUUGCAGAUUACACUCGAUAUCAAAAUGGUUAAAUUAUACGCCUUGACAAUCCUGUAUAAAGGUCCAACAUCCGCGACAGCUUUAAAAUCAGCAUACGAUAUUGAUUCCUUUUCCUAUUUUCAAAGGAAUAGCGUUAAAGAAUUCAUGGCAUUUGUUAGUAAAACAAUAACUGAAAGAACACAAAUAGCAGCGAGACAAAGUGUCAAAGAAGGAGAAUAUAUGUGUCAUGUUUAUGUUAGAGGUGACAGUUUAGCUGGUGUUCUUAUUUCGGAUCAUGAAUAUCCAAAUAGGGUAUCACAUACGUUAAUUACAAAGGUUCUUGAUGAAUUUUCUGCAAAAUAUACAGUACAUAUGUGGCCUACAUUAAAAGAAGGAACCACUGAUUUUCAGCAAGUAAAUUUAUAUUUAGCUAAAUACCAAAAUCCAAGCGAGGCCGACGCUUUAACAAAAAUACAAGAAGACUUGGACGAGACUAAAAUUAUUCUACAUAGUACUUUAGAAGCGGUUCUGCAAAGAGGAGAAAAAUUAGACGAUCUUGUACAGAAAUCAGAAGGGCUCAGUAUUCAGUCGAAAGCCUUUUAUAAAACAGCCCGCAAGACUAAUUCUUGUUGCAGUCUUACCGCUUAAAAUGAAUUGUACAUUGUUAGCUAUGUUGGUUGAUUUUUAUACGCAUUAUUCUGUGGAUUCCAAAUUCUUGCAUAAU